Molecule: messenger RNA, 903 nt
Organism: Ophidiomyces ophidiicola
Lineage: Eukaryota; Fungi; Ascomycota; Eurotiomycetes; Onygenales; Onygenaceae
Exons: 5
Coding region: 1-903 (300 amino acids)
Cellular component (GO): nucleus
Source: RefSeq, a predicted model, not a curated record
AUGUCGAGUACACGAAAGCGCGCAAAUGGUGUUGUUGUGACCGAGACGGCUGCAUCGUCGCGUCCGAAACGCGGCGCGGUUGCCAAAGACAUCGCAGGCCCUACCAGUGGCCCUGCUACUAAGCGAGCGACAAAACCAAAAGCGAACACUGGCUCUAAGCGAUCAAGUACCGAGCAGAAGACACCCGAGAAGAGCACUAUCGAGGUGUCGCGGAAACGAAAGGCCACCGCGACGAAGGAUGGCUCGAACGAUGCUUCCAACGUGGAAGUCGGGAAGAAGCGCUCCAAAACACGCAAGACUGAGGCUGAUGGAAAAAAAGCGGUUCGUUCAAUUCAAGCCAAUACCAAGUCCAACAGUAAUGUCAAGACGAAGAAAGAUGAAAGCACGGGAGCCAGGACCUACUGGCUGAUGAAAGCGGAACCGGAAUCGAGACUGGAAAAAGGUGUUGACGUUAAGUUCUCCAUUGACGACCUGCGCGAAGCGAAGGAGCCUGAACCCUGGGAUGGCGUCCGAAAUGCGACAGCACGCAACCAUAUGCGUUCCAUGAAGAAGGGCGAUCUAGCUCUAUUCUACCACUCAAAUUGCAAAGUGCCUGGAAUAGCAGGCACUAUGGAAAUUGUUCAGGAACAUUCUAUCGACGAAUCCGCAUUCGACCCCGCGCACCCGUACUAUGAUCCCAAAUCCAGCAGAGAUAACCCAAAAUGGGAAGUUGUGCACGUCCAGUUUAGAAGCAAGCUAAAGAAGCUUAUCACUCUGGCUGAGUUGAAGUCUCUGGGGAAACCUGGGAGUGCACUUGAGGACCUUCAAAUGCUGAAGCAAUCCCGCCUAAGUGUGUCUUCAGUGACACCGGAGCAAUGGGAGUUCAUCAUGGGUUUGGCUGAAGAGGAAGAUGCCGAAGAAUGA